AUGCCUCCUGGAGUGGCCAUGGAGCAGCCGCGCGGGUUGGUGGCCGGCGGGGUCUCCCCGUGGGAAGGCCGGAGGUCGCGAGCCGCCCUCCCAUGCACUCAACAGAGCGCAGACGAAAUCGCGUCUUCCUCUGCUGCCAAGGGGCGUUCCGGAAGUCGAGACGCCACUUCGGACGCAGCGAAGAAGUCCCGAAAAUCCGUCAAGCGCGAAGACGCGCACGCCUCUGCUUUUGCGCCGGCUCCGACCCCUGCGGCGGCUGGCAAUCGCUCGGCUCGCGAGGGCAGCGUUUUGUUUCAUCCCGUGCGCAUGCUCGGGAAAGUGACGGAGGCUGUGCCGUUCGGUUUGGCGAGGCUGGGCACGGAGCACUUUAUUACGUGCAGCACCGGGCGGGCGUUCCAGGUGUUUGAGGGCGAGAAACUGCGACUGGUAUUUUCGAGUCCGCCCCUCGGCCACAAGAUCCGGCACAUGGCCGUGCACCACUCGACGGUGUACACCGCGGGGAAGUACGAAGUGUUUGGAUGGGAGAAGCUGGAGAAAGUGGCGGAGUUUCUACCGGCGAAGCACGCGCAUCGCGCCGUUCCGGACGCCCCCGAGUUCAAACUGCGUGGCCUGCUCGUCCUCGGCGAGUGGCUUCUCACCUUCUCCGGAGUGGAGCUCUGCGUGUGGAACCGGCUAUCUGGGGAGCUCGUUCGCCGUUGUGAAAACCGGGAUUUCUUCGCUUCCGCCGCGGCCGCGAAAAGGCGCCUGCCGCUUUUCACCGCGCUCGUGCACCCCCCCACAUACCUGAACAAAGUGCUCGUCGGAUUCGACUCGGCCGCCCUGCUCCUCCUCAACCUGCGCACUGGGCAAGUCGUCCACCAGCUCAAAUGCCUAGACACCUCGGCGCCGGAUGCGGGGGAAGGUGUGCAGGCGCGCAGAGCCGGCACUGGUUCCGAUGUGUCAGAUUCGGAGGAGGACAACUCAUCUGCCGCCCGCGUUUUCGCUUCCCUCGCUUCCUCGGCUUCUUCUGCAUGGGGCGCGGUGACAGUUGCCGCUCUCAGUCCGGAGCCCGACGUCGUCGCGGUCGGUUUCUUGUCCGGGCGAAUCGCUGUCGUGGACCUGCGGCGCGACGAACUCCUCCUCGAGUUCGCUCACUCGCCUGCGCAAGGCCCCGUCCUCGCCCUCGCGUUCCGGAACGACGCAUUUGCCUCACAGGCCUCUGUGGACGCUGCAGACAUGCGCGCCGUGCUUGUGAGUGGAGCAAAAAACGGUGACCUGGUCGUCUGGAGCCUCGACGGAGGCAGGUUCCUCGGCUCUCUCGACAAUGCCCACGAGGGGCCGAUUCGCUCGCUCCAGUUCUACGCCGGACAACCCAUUUUGGUCUCUUCGGGCGAGGACAACAGUUUAGUUAUGUGGAUCUUCGACCAGCCCACGGGCCUGCCUCGAGAGCUCAAGUCUCGUCGUGGCCACAUUGGCCCAGUCGGGUUUAUGAGCUUUUACGAUGGCAUCCAGGAAGGCACGGAGCUGCUGACAACCAGCACUCUCCGAGGCUGCGGCCGCGUGGCUCGGACGUCCUUGAUUCGUCACCAACAGAACUGCGUCUUCUCUGCCAAGUGCUUCCGGAAGAAAGCUAUCGAGUGGGGCUUUCGCUCCAAGCGCUUCCCCCCGGCAGUGACGGACAUCGCGUUCGCGUCCUCUCGCCACUUCGACUGGCCAAAUGUGGUGUCUCUCCAUCGGGGGGCGCACGCGGCACUCGUUUGGAGUUUCCAUGAAAAGACUCUGACGCCCACGGCCCUGCGCGUGUCGCGCCAUGCCUCGACGCCAGCGACGGCAGUGGCUGUGAGCGGGUGUGGAAACUUUGUCGUUGUCGGCUACGCCGACGGCUCUCUGCACAGAUUCAAUCUGCAGUCUGGGAAACAUCGAGGAGCCUUCGCAGGCCCCCGAACUCGCUCCCACGGGACCGGAGCCGCGACACCCGCCGGAAUUCAACGAGCCAUCUGCGCCGUUGCCAUCCUGCACUCCUCAACUGUCGUCGCGGCCUCUUCUCAUCCUUCCGACGUGGCUCUGUCGCUUCAUUCGCUGACGACGCAUGCGUUCGAGCGCCGACUGCAGCUGCCCACGUCGCGCGGGCCAAUUGCGUCUUUCGUCGUCUCUCCGAAUUCGUCGCUCCUCGCAGUUUCCACGCAAGAAGGGGCGGUGUUUCUCGUGGACAUUCUCUCACACACAGUCAUCCGAACGAUCUACAAAGAAGGCGCUCCUGCAGCUCCCAGCGCGAUUGCCUUCUCGCCCGACGCCCGCUGGCUGGCCGUCGCCUCCAGGCCCGGUGCCUCGCAGGGCCCCACCCUGUACAUCUACGACAUUCUGAGCGCGACAGUGAUUGACUGGAUGCGCUUCAAGAGCCCCGUCCUCGCCCUGACUUUCGACCCCACGGGGACCUUCCUUCUCACUUCCCACGAGCAUGCACACGGCGGUGUGUUCGUCUGGGCGAACAAGCACGCGUUCGAUCCGGCGUUGACGGCGCCGCUGCUGCAUGCGUCUCCGUUGGAACCGCUUGACGUGGAGGACCCAGUGGUGGAGGUUGCUGGCGAGGGGACAGAAGGAGACACGGAGACACAGGAGGCCGCGGAGCCUUCGAGGAGUUCCCUCCUUUACAAGACAAAACGCGCGCCGCUCUUUUCGGGGGCCUUUACGCUGUCCUCUGUGCCGCCAGCGAAACUCCAGGCGAUCGUGUCUAUCGAGGAAAUUAAGGAGAAGUGCAAGCCGGUGGAGCCCGUAGCGGCGCCGGUCUCUGCGCCAUUCUUCCUUCCGACCCGCUACGAGGGUACUCAGGCGAAGUUUGCACCGGCGGAAGAGUCUGCGAGCAGCGACGGGGAGGCGACAGGUCUGGGCGAGGACGCGGUCGCCUUCUUUUCGGGGAAAAAAGGCACUCAGGGAGAGGACGAAAAGAAGCCGAGACAGAAGAUUUUCGACAACGGAAGACUCGACGUUCGGUCCGAGCUUCAGAAGCUCCUGGCUGUCUCGGAGGCGGAGAGUCCAAAGGCGAAAGAAGAGCGAUAUCUGCAGAUUCUGAAAUAUCUGAAGAGCCUGUCUCCCUCUGGGGUCUCCCUGGCAGUGCACCAAAUCGGCAUGUUGGCUGGCGGCUCGGACCAAGAGAUUGAGGAGAUGGUCCGCGUCUUCCACUACCACGUGAAGAGGCGCCACGAAGCGGACCUCGUUCAGAGUCUCUUGAAUGUUUUCUUGAAAGCUCACGGGGAUGUCCUCUUGAGCGCGGCGCCUGAUUCGGAUCUCGCGGCUUUGGUCGCCGAUCUAGAAAGGCUGCUCCGCGGCGACUGGCAGACGCUGGAGGAGCAAUUUGCCCUUCUUCAGUGCCACCUCAAAUUCCUCACGCACCUUCAGAUGGAGUAAAAAGAGACGGAACAGGGAAAAGAAGGCGUCUUUAAACUGAAACAGAGAAGAGAAGGAGGACAGAGUGUGAAGGAAAGGCCCUUUAUGUGGAAUAAAAAGAAGAUGAGAAGACAGACAGUAAAUGACGAGAGGAGAGUGUAGAGAGGAACGAACCCUACAGCAACGCGGCAGCAGGACACAGGGUCAAAGGAGGAUAUGAAAGGCGGCGAUAGAGGGAGGUGACACGUUUUCAAAGAAGGCGAAAAUACCGCUCGUUUGAGAGAAUCUUCCGAAAGGGAAGGACGUGCGAGAGCAAAGAGUGCUCUCUUUGUUAGAGAAACAGAAGUUGAAAACCUGGAAGGUCACUGAUGCACGAAGAACACGAGAGCUGCGGUUCCGGCUUGCAACUUAACUGCGAAAACGGCAGGAAACGUCACGGUUGUUUCUCUGGGUGGCGGCCGAACGAGCGUCUAUCUGUACAGCCCGUCGACAAAUGCGAAUGGCAGUGAACUGAACGCCAGGACCUUGUCUACACAGUUUUCGGUUUCUAUACUUUGUGUGUGCGGCUCUUUA
This is a messenger RNA of Toxoplasma gondii ME49, 3936 nucleotides long. Its product is annotated as WD domain, G-beta repeat-containing protein. NCBI's taxonomy places the organism in Eukaryota, Apicomplexa, Conoidasida, Eucoccidiorida, Sarcocystidae. The coding region runs from base 1 to 3384 and encodes 1127 amino acids. The record is from RefSeq and is a predicted model, not a curated record. Gene Ontology annotation, molecular function: protein binding. Gene Ontology annotation, cellular component: Pwp2p-containing subcomplex of 90S preribosome; small-subunit processome. The transcript is spliced from 12 exons. Gene Ontology annotation, biological process: rRNA processing.